Protopterus annectens (West African lungfish) is the source of this 2733-nucleotide messenger RNA. RefSeq names its product LIM homeobox 5 (gene LHX5). The record is from RefSeq and is a predicted model, not a curated record. Gene Ontology annotation, cellular component: nucleus. Gene Ontology annotation, molecular function: RNA polymerase II transcription regulatory region sequence-specific DNA binding; DNA-binding transcription factor activity, RNA polymerase II-specific. Bases 338 to 1549 code for a protein of 403 amino acids. The transcript has 5 exons. Gene Ontology annotation, biological process: neuron differentiation; regulation of transcription by RNA polymerase II. Lineage: Eukaryota; Metazoa; Chordata; Ceratodontiformes; Protopteridae.
GGGGCAGCACGAAAGUGAAGAAAAGUAGCAUCCAUCCGGCACCAUAGCUGAGGCGCCUCACUUUAUUUUCACCUCCAGCAGCAAGUCCUUUUCCCCAGGAAACAAGUUUUUUUUAAACCAAAGGUGUGAGUAACUUGAAGGAACGGAAUAUUUCAGUUUUACAUUCCACUCUGCAGUAAUCCUUAGUCUUCUGGUGAUCUGAGGAUACAGUAACGAUUAGUUGUACAAUAUUGGAGGAAGCUACGGAAAGGGCUUAAGGAGCACUCAGAAAUCUCGAGGUGCUCACAGGACGACAGGAAUCCGAAAAGGGUGGAUCUAGCUGGGUUCUGUUCGGGCCAUGAUGGUGCACUGUGCAGGCUGUGAGAGGCCCAUUUUGGACCGAUUUUUGUUAAAUGUGUUGGACAGAGCUUGGCACGUCAAGUGUGUCCAAUGUUGUGAAUGCAAGUGUAACCUGACAGAGAAGUGUUUUUCCAGGGAGGGAAAGCUAUAUUGCAAAAAUGACUUUUUCAGGCGGUUUGGAACAAAGUGUGCCGGUUGUUUACAGGGUAUCUCCCCAAGCGACCUUGUAAGAAAAGCCAGAAAUAAAGUGUUUCAUCUGAACUGUUUCACCUGCAUGGUUUGCAACAGACAGCUCUCCACGGGAGAGGAACUUUAUAUCGUUGAUGAAAACAAAUUUGUUUGCAAAGAGGACUAUUUGAGCACAACCAAUUUUAAGGAAGCCAACGUAAAUUCAGUGUCCUCUUGUACAGAUAGAAGUUUAUCUCCGGAUCUUCAGGACCCCUGUCCAGAUGACACUAAAGAAACGGACAACUCCACUUCGUCAGACAAAGAAACAAACAACAACGAGAAUGAAGAACAGAACUCGGGAACCAAAAGGAGGGGCCCUCGGACUACCAUCAAAGCAAAACAGCUGGAGACAUUAAAAGCAGCGUUUGCGGCUACCCCCAAACCAACCCGACAUAUAAGAGAACAGCUAGCUCAGGAAACCGGGCUCAACAUGCGGGUGAUCCAGGUCUGGUUUCAGAACAGAAGAUCGAAAGAGAGGAGAAUGAAACAGCUGAGUGCUCUUGGUGCCAGAAGACAUGCGUUCUUCAGGAGUCCUAGACGUAUGCGGCCUUUAGGGGGUCGGCUAGAUGAGUCUGAAAUGCUAGGCUCAGCCCCCUACAAUUACUAUGGAGAAUAUCAAGGGGACUAUUAUGGACCAGGUGCAAAUUAUGAUUUCUUCCCUCAUGGCCCUCCCUCGUCACAAGCUCAGUCCCCUGCUGACUCCAAUUACCUUCAAACCUCAGGACCAGGUUCUAAUCCACUUGGACCACUAGAACCUCCUCUCCCAGGACAUCAUUCUUCUGAAAACCAAAGGUACACGGACAUGAUUUCCCAUCCUGACACCCCAAGCCCAGAACCUGGGAUUACAGGACCCCUGCACCCAAUCCCAGGGGAGGUUUUUAAUGGAGGGCCCAGUCCGCCAUUUUCUAUGUCUAGCAAUACUGCUUAUAAUGCUCCUCUGUCACAUCCAGGCCAAGAGAUGAACGAGACUGCAGUAUGGUGAAAGGUUGGGGUACUCAUGUACUGAACAUAUAUGGACACAGAACCCACCUUUUCUGUAUCUGGAUUAAAAAAGAAUCCUGGCAAGCAACUCCAAACCAGAACCAAAAGUAUUUUGACAGAUCAUCACUGAUACCAAAACAGUCUCUUCCAGACUUGCAGAAAGGACACCAAACUUGUUUGGACUGCAGUGCCAUUGUACCAAAUGAGUGGGAUCUGAGGAACAUGGUGUACCAAAAUAUCUGAGAUGAACAGAGUGUGUAGUUUUCCUAUCAAUAAAGGUUAUGUGCUGGGAACAUUCAGGACUUCCAGUGGUGGAAUCUUAUACUCACUUCCACUAAACUUUGGACCAAAAAAUGCGUAGCUGUCUACGUAAAUAAUUGCACCCUGUUUCAUAUUCAUUAUGUCAACUUUUGUGGGAAACCCUGCAUUUUUUAACUAAAAUUUGCAUCAUGUUAUGGUCCAUUAUAAGGAAAUGGAACGCCCAUCUGUUGAGAAUGUUGAGCAUGUCUACAGUGAACAGGUGGAAAGCAAUGUUUAUGAAGAAGACUGUUGCCCGGUGCCUUGGCAUCCCCAUGUUGCAGAUGUGAAAAUCACAUCAUCCUACACAGAAUGAAGAGAUGUUACCCUAUGGAAGCUGGUUUAUGAACCUUAAACUUGUUCAAUUCUUGUGCCUAGCAGAGUGUUAUGGGGUAGAGGUCAUUGAAAAGAAUAAUAAAAAAUACCAGAGUUCAAAUUCAAACGUUAAGAUCUGGAACACACAGCCCAAGCAGCAUAGCUGGUUACAGUUAUUAUUUACUUUUUAUCAGUAAGAGCCGCAGACCUGUAUAAAUAUCUUUGAAAAUAUGAACAGUAGGGAGUAUGCCAACAUUUUUGAACUUGAGUGCUUCUAGUUUCCUUACUUUGUAUAAAGAAAAUAAAUAAACUAUAUGGCUUUUGUUUUUACUGAGUAUUAUUAUUAUUAUUAUUAUUAUUAUUAUUAUUAUUUAUUCUAUUGUGCUCCUGUCAAAGCGGCUCCAAGUUUGUUUUUUUUUUGUUAUAUUUUUCAUUUGAUGGGAAGGGUGGGGUUAAGAGAAAAAUAAAUAAAUAUACACUGGUUGGAAUUGUUGUGGUUCUCCCCUGCCAUCUAAACAUGGUAUCAGUGCCACUGAUUCUGUUGUUUAAUGUGAAUAAAAUUGUUUUAGUUCA